This is a messenger RNA of Prunus mume (Japanese apricot), 417 nucleotides long. Lineage: Eukaryota; Viridiplantae; Streptophyta; Magnoliopsida; Rosales; Rosaceae. The record is from RefSeq and is a predicted model, not a curated record.
GUUUUUAAAUGUUGGUGCAAGAUGUCUCUCUAACAUUAAUUAUGUUUGCAGGUGACCAUAUCAUUCACAAAAAUUAUUCUCAUCUCAAUCCGACCAGGCACAGAAACUCUUGGAAAACUUCCUGGAUCUGAAAUGUUUUGCGACACCGCACAAUAUCCAAUGGCUGUUAAAAUUCCUGGAGUUAUGAUAAUCCGUGUCAAGUCUGCCUUGUUUUGUUUUGCAAAUGCCAAUUUCGUUAAAGAAAGGAUUGUGAGGUGGAUAACUGCACAGAAAGCUGCGGACACCAAAGGGCAGACUAAAGACAAAGAGGCUAUUCAUCUCGUAAUUCUUGACAUGUCUAAUUUGAUUAACAUUGAUACAUCUGGAAUAGCUACUCUAGAGGAGCUGCAAAAGAAUUUGAUCUCCGAAGGAAUUGAG